AUCAAAAUGCAAAGUGGGAUAGACAGCGACUCUGAACCAGAAAAAGAAGUUAUGGAUUCCACCAUCAUGUCCAGAAAAUCCCUUUACAAAUCAGGGGUCCCUCAGCUGGAGAUCCCAUUUGCAGUACAGAAUGUCAUCUCUAGGAUUGAGCAAUCACAGCUUCAUCGAGCCAGAGAGGCCAUUAACAUGCAGCUGGCUGACAUAAUGCUUAAUGUACAGCGGAUAAUAAAUCGCUACACUCUUGAUGAGAAUGUGCACUCUGGAAGAAAAAUAUCCAUUACAGAAUAUAAGAAACGGAGAGUAAAUUUCAUGGAAAAAAUAGUUACUUGUGCUAAGAAUGUUGAAAUUAGAGAAAAGACUCUUGUGUACAUACUGGCCUGGUUGGAAGAAUGGAAUGCAAUUUUGUCUGAGAUGACUGCAAUUGAUAUUGAGGAACACCACCACUGGAUAGCACAAAUGGAGUUUUUACCAGAAAUGUUCAAAGCUAUUGAGAACAAUGUCAAGUUACUGUGUAGAAUUAGUGUAUUUUUGUUUGAAGAAAAGAAGAGACAAAGGAAAAAAACAGCAUCUAGAAGUAUUCUAUGGAAAUCUUGGAAAGAAAGAGUUAUAAAGCGACCUGCAACAGCUCAUGCUUUAAGACCAGAUCAGAUGAUCAGUGAUGAAUUUGCAACAAAUACAAAGGUUUCAGAAAUCCAAGAUAUGCUACAGGAACUCAUAAACACUAUGAUGUUCAAUAAAUUGGAAAACAAUGCUAUUAAAUAUAUAUCAUCAACAAUAAUAAACCUUUCUAAGGCUUUGGGUAUAAUAAAUGAUGAACUAAAAAUUUUUAACCUCCAGAGUGCCAAUAUGUAUAUAAGUGAGACAAGUGAAAAGGAAAAAGAACUCUCUCUGAAGAUAAUGCGAGAGCUCAGUGAAAAAAAUGAAAUGCUUCAGCAGAAACUUCAAGAAGCAGAAGAAAAAUAUGAACAAUUUAUUCGGUCCAAAAUUGUUGUAGAACCCCAAGUAGGUAUAGCAUUACCCACAUCAACCUUGAAAGUGUUGCCUGAGCUUUCUUCACAAUCAACCACUAGCAAAGCUGACAUAGAAGACAAUAUGGAUGAUAUGCUGGUUAGAGAACUUGAAGAUACUACAGAUGAGGCCCAAACAAAAGGGACCAAAGGCUUGGGGAUCAAGUGGGACUCAACUAUUUCAUAUAGAGCCCCAGCUGAAAUGACUCCAGAUUUAACUGAAGAGCAAUAUCCUUCACUUAAAAAAAAGCAAAGAGAGUCUUCUGAAGGUAUCACUGAAGAUAAGAUAUCACAGAAGAAAGGUGAUGUCUAUAGGAAAGAUGGGACUGACCAGUAUCAAUCACAGAAAAAAAAGCAAACUAAAGGCCCAAAUAUGUAUGAGACUUCUGGAUUUAAUGUGAGCGAUGAUAAAGGUAAAGAAAAAGACUCAGAGACCAAACUUGAUUACCAUUUGGAGCUACAGUCACUGGAAAAGAAGAGAAAAGAAAUAAAAUCCUUUUCUGAGGACAAAUCAAAGUCAUCCACUGAAUCAAGAAAACCAAGAAGUGAACAUGUCCCUGCUGAUUAUCCUUCUACUGACACAAAAAGCCAAGUUGGCAGAAAUGGAACAAGUGGUUUAUGGGAACAACUCAGGAAGCUCAAACCUGAGUAUUCACAUUACAAAAGCCAGAUUUCUUCAGAGAGUAAAGAGGAAUCCACCACUGAGUCAAUGGACAAAGAGAGCAAAAGUGAGACGAGCAGCCAAGCAGAGCAAUUUGGGUUUACCCAACUUGGUAAUUCCUCUGAGAAAGUGAAAACAAAAGGAAAGAAACACCAUGUCUCUCCAGGAACCACCACAAGCAAAGAGGGAAAACUUGAAGAGGACAUAUUAGUAACCAAGAAAGUCAAGUCCCAUAGACCUGUGAAGCCCAAAUCUAGGGUAACAAAAGAGAUUUCAGAAUCUACCAGAGUUCUAGGAAGUCUAGACGGCAGAAGUGAAGAGAGUAACCUAGAAGAAUUUCAAAAAGCCGUAAUGGCUUUCCUAAAAGAGAAAAUUGAUAACGUAGGAAAGCCUUUGGAUAAAAAGACUGUGCCAAAAGAGGAAUUAUUAAAAACACCAGAGGCUGAAAAAUUAGGAAUCAUAAGGGAAAAAAUAGAGGAAUAUUUCCAAAACGUAGGUGAAACUGUGAUAAAAACCUUGAGGAAGUACAAAGAUAUAAAAAGUGCAGAACAGGUUGGAGAGAAACCUUUGAAACAAAAAAAAGAAGUCUCAUUUAUGCCAGGAUUACAUUUUCAGAAGUCCACUAGUGCAAAGUCUGAAAUUAGCACCUUACUGUCAUCUAAGAGCAAGGAUCCACUAACUGACAAUUUAAUACAAACGAUCUUGGCUGAACUAGAAGGGAAAAGAGAUGCUCUAGUGGCCUCAACGGUAGGGAAAGACGGCAUGGAAAGGCAAAAACAAAGGCGGGAGAAACAUUUGCAAGAAGGUCCAGAAAAAAUAGUUGGUAAGCGUCUCAAACGCCAGUUGCAAGAAGGGAGUUUCUGGAAGAAACCGCAGGAGGAAGAGUCAUGGCUCCAGAGGAAGGGAGGAAAGCAAGGACAAUGGAAGCAGAAACAGUGGCAGAAAAUGUGGAAGGAACAGCAAAAACAGAGCAUGCAAAAGCAGACUGAGCAAGAUGAGGAGCAAACGCAAAGAGAAGAGGAAGAUUAUAAGAAGCCAAAACAGCAGCAGCUGGAAGCAUGGGAUAAAAAAAUGGAAAAACAAAUGGUGCUCUUGGAGAAGGAGAAGGGACAGCAGAAGAGGGAUGCUCAGAAGGAAGUGAGAUAUCAAGAGCUGGAAAUAAAUUGGGAGAAAGAGGAGAAGCAGGAGCCAUGGAGAAAUGUAGAGGACCAUGAAAGACAGAGGCAGAAAGAAACAAAGGAUCAGAUGAAGAUUAAGGAGAUAAACUCUGAAGAACAAGAAAAGAUGUUCGGCCAAACUUCAAUGACAUUGUAUCCCUCGUGGAAGAGCAUACAGAAACUAGCACCCCAGUUACAUCAAAGAAAAGAGUUCCAGAGUCAUCUUAAGGCAUUAGACAUUCUUGCUGAUGGGAAGCACCCUAUACCAAUCACUCCUCCUUCCACACAAUCGCCCUCACCCGAGGCCAUUCCAGUUUCUGGACAGUCUCCCACAAAGGGGAUCACACUCACCCCUCCACAGGCCCAGGCAUUGGGGAUCACACUCACCCCUGAACAGGCCCAAGCACAGGGGAUCACUCUCACCCCCCAGCAGACUCAGGCACUGGGGAUCACACUCACACCUGAGCAGGCCCAGGCAAGGGGGAUCACACUCACCCCUCCACAGGCCCAGGCAUUGGGGAUCACACUCACCCCUGAACAGGCCCAAGCACAGGGGAUCACUCUCACCCCCCAGCAGACUCAGGCACUGGGGAUCACACUCACACCUGAGCAGGCCCAGGCACGGGGGAUCACACUCACACCUGAACAGGCCCAGGCACUGGGGAUCACGCUCACCCCUGAACAGGCCCAAGCACAGGGGAUCGCUCUCACUCCCCAGCAAGCCCAGGCACUGGGGAUGACUCUCACCCCUGAGCAGGCCCAGGCACGGGGGAUCAUACUCACACCUGAGCAGGCCCAGGCAUUGGGGAUCACACUCACACCUCCACAGGCCCAAGCACAGGGGAUCACUCUCACCCCCCAGCAGACUCAGGCACUGGGGAUCACUCUCAGCCCGGAGCAGGCCCAGGCACAGGGGAUCACACUCACACCUCCACAGGCCCAGGCAUUGGGGAUCACUCUCACUCCUCAGCAGGCCCAGGCACUGGGGAGGACUCUCACUCCUGAGCAGGCCCAGGCACUGGGGAUCACGCUCACACCUGAGCAGGCCCAGGCAUGGGGGACCACAUUCACUCCUCCACAGGCCCAAGCACUAGGGAUCCCUCUCACCCCCCAGCAGGCCCAGGCCCAGGGGAUCACUCUCACCCCUGAGCAGACCCAGGCACAGGGGAUCCCUCUCACCCCCCAGCAGACCCAGGCACAGGGGAUCACUCUCACCCCCCAGCAGGCACAGGCACAGGGGAUCCCUCUCACACUUCAGCAAGCCCAGGCACUGGGGGUCACUCUCACCCCUCCACAGGCCCAAGCACAGGGGAUCCCUCUCACUCCCCAGCAGGCCCAGGCACAGGGGAUCCCUAUCACUUCUGAGCAGGCCCAGGCCCUGGGGCUCUCACACACUCCUGAACAGGCCCAAGCACAGGGGAUCACACUCACACCUCCACAGGCCCAGGCAUUGGGGAUCACGCUCACCCCCGAACAGGUCCAAGCACAGGGGAUCACUCUCACCCCCCAGCAGGCCCAGGCACUGGGGAUCACUCUCAGCCCGGAGCAGGCCCAGGCACAGGGGAUCACACUCACACCUCCACAGGCCCAGGCAUUGGGGAUCACGCUCCCCCCCGAACAGGUCCAAGCACAGGGGAUCACUCUCACCCCCCAGCAGGCCCAGGCACUGGGGAUCACUCUCAGCCCGGAGCAGGCCCAGGCACAGGGGAUCACACUCACACCUCCACAGGCCCAGGCACUGGGGAUCACGCUCACCCCCGAACAGGCCCAAGCACAGGGGAUCACACUCACACCUCCACAGGCCCAGGCACUGGGGAUCACUCUCACCCCUGAACAGGCCCAAGCACAGGGGAUCCCUCUCACCCCCCAGCAGGCCCAGGCACAUGGGAUCCCUAUCACUUCUGAGCAGGCCCAGGCUCUGGGGCUCACACUCACUCCUGAACAGGCCCAAGCACAGGGGAUCACACUCACACCUCCACAGGCCCAGGCAUUGGGGAUCACGCUCACCCCCGAACAGGCCCAAGCACAGGGGAUCACACUCACCCCUCCACAGGCCCAGGCACUGGGGAUCACGCUCACCCCUGAACAGGCCUGGUUGUCAGCUGUCCCUCGUACCCCUGAACAAACCCAAGGUUUAGGUGCCCCUCUCUCCUUAGAACAGGCUCAAGCAUUAGGGGUUUCUUUCUCUCCGGAACACUUCUGGAAAUCUGGGGUCCCUCUCACCUCAGAUAAAUUCCGUGCUAUAGAAUCUCCCCUUGAGCAAGUGCAAACUUUGGGAGCUCCCUUCAUCCCAGGACAAUCCCAUCCCAUGGGUAUUACUCUCAUGUCUGAGGAGGACCAACAAUCAAGAGAACAGCCCUCACCACUUGGGCCCCAACCUACUUUAGAACAUACCCUGAAAGUUGGGAUCAUCCCUGUUACUGAUAAACCCAUUACACCAGGUGGUCCUCACAUUUCUAAGCAGUUCCCUACAUUGGCUCCUUCCGGUCUUAGAUCUUUUCAAAGAUUGAAGGCUUCUGUCCUCCCUGGGGAAUCCUUUACAUCAAGUCCUAGGCAGGCCCCAGCAUCUGCUCCUAUUGCUGAGAAGUCCUCUGUAUUUGAGGUCUCUCCUACUCCUUUGCAGGUAUCAGGGUCUCCUCUUUCCCAAGCCCCUGGGAAAUUGCUAGGAAUGAGAAUUCCUUCUGACUCUGGGAAGCUUCUGGUACCACAGACUUUUCCUUCCUCUAAACAGACCCUGGUUUCUGAAGGUCAAACUGUUCAGUUUGUAGCACCAGAGGUCCCUCUGGCCUCUGGGAAGCUUGCACCGGAGACCCUUCUUAGUUCUAGAAAGUUCUUAAGAGACUCUUGGACUCCUCAGCUACCUCUGAUAUCAGAGGCCCCGCUUGCCCCCAGGCAGCCCCUUAUAUCUGGAGUUCCACUCUCCUCCCCCCAGUUUCCUACUCUCUUGGCUCCUCUUUCCCCUAGGAAGCCCUUGGUUCCUGGGACUUCUUCCGUCCUGGAACCUAGACCCUUAACACUUUCUGAGAAGCCCCAGGCAUUCCAGCUCCCUGCCAUCUAUAAGCAAUCUCUCUAUCCACAAGUCCCUUCUACUCUUGAGCAGCAUCAAACUUUCCCACUGGGGAUUCCUCCCACCCCUGGGCAUCCUCCAAUACUAUGGACCUCCCUAACCCCUGGAAAGCCCCAGAAAGAUAUGUCCUCUUCUAUAGCUAAGGAAAUUAAGGAAAGAUUGGCAAUUAUUUCUUCUCUGAAAUCUAAAUCAGUCCCUUUUACUGCUAAGAACUUCCAAAUAUCAGGGGUCUCUGAUACUUCUGAAGAAUUCCAGACAUGUCAUGAUCCUAUUGCCACAGAACAAUAUAGAACAUUUCAGUCCUAUCUCACCGAUUACAGGACACCAACAUCACAAACCCCUUACGUUGGUGGGAGGGCCCUUCCCCCUCUCGUGAAGUCUCUUUUUACUAAACUGCCCAAAACGUCACAGAUCUCAUCUUCUGAAUGGGACCAGAAAACCCAGUUCCCCCCUAUAGACAAGUCCUGGAUACUGACUUCAGAUUCAGUUACCAAGAAACCCAAGAUGAUGGUGCCCCCUUCCUCUCCCCAAGAACUCAAAGAGCAGAGGUAUUUUGUUGAUGUGGAAGCUCAGAGAAAGAACCUGGUACUCUUAAAUCAGGCCACAAAAUCUUCUGGACUCCCUUCACAGCUACACACAACAGCUAGGAAUCUCAUAAUUGAGACACUUCAUACAGACACAGUUCGGCUGGGAUACCUAUUCCGCAAGUACAUUGCUUACAGGCUGAUCCAGCGUGCAAGAAACAACAUAAUCAGACGAUUACAAGCCCUCCAAAACACUGGGAAAGGUUAUGAGACCCAGAACCUCUUCAUACUGCUAAACAGAAUUGAUGACUACCAGAAAAAGAUUAUGCAGGUCUGGACCAACAAACAGAAGUCUUUAGAGCAGAAACGGAAUCAGUACCUGAGGAAAAUGAUGUUCUUAUUUAGCCAGCUUCAAGAGAUGUAUAAAUUGAAUCUUAGUCGGCCCAUACCUUUGAUCACUGACAAAAAGGAGAUACCUGCCUCUGCCAAAUUUGUUCAGCAGCCAUUCCUAGAGCUGCUAAUAGAAGAAGAUAGAAAGUAUGACACAUUCAAGAAAUUGCGACAAGAAGACCAAAUGAGAGCUAUCUGGAAUGCUGAUCUGUCAACUUCAAGCUACCCAAUAGCAGAGAAGACAUCAAUACAUUCGCUCUGGGCCCAGCUGGGUGGGUACCCAGAUAUUCCUAUGCUACUCCAGUUAGAUGUUCAGUCUACCUUCAGAAAAUCUCUCGCAUCCGUUAAAUCACAGUAA
This is a messenger RNA of Neogale vison (American mink), 7164 nucleotides long. RefSeq names its product family with sequence similarity 186 member A (gene FAM186A). Lineage: Eukaryota; Metazoa; Chordata; Mammalia; Carnivora; Mustelidae. The record is from RefSeq and is a predicted model, not a curated record. The transcript is spliced from 11 exons. The annotation marks the transcript as partial.